CGACGCUUUCUGUACUAUCGCGCUCUGAAAUCAAAGUUCAUCACAACAUGAACCAAGAGUAAUGGUCUACUUCUAGUUCGCGAUGCGGAAGUGAUGCCGCAGAAUUCCAAGUUGGCUAGCUUUCGACGGCGACUUUUUUGCAGCACCAGGAGUAUUUUAACUGUGUUCAGCACUUUCCGUCUGGCCCUCCUUUUCUGUAGUACUACGCGAUUUAAGUGGCCGGCAGCUAGCCAACUGUACAGGAAUUCGCAGAUCGCGACGUACAGGACUUACUUGACAAGACAUUCGAAGGAUACGUAAAUCUCUCAUAUGAAGCACAAGUAAGACAGAAAUAAGUCUUCUCGACGGUGCGCUCUCUCGCCCUGA
Messenger RNA from Guyanagaster necrorhizus, 366 nucleotides. RefSeq lists its product as uncharacterized. NCBI's taxonomy places the organism in Eukaryota, Fungi, Basidiomycota, Agaricomycetes, Agaricales, Physalacriaceae. The coding region runs from base 94 to 300 and encodes 68 amino acids. The transcript has 2 exons. The record is from RefSeq and is a predicted model, not a curated record.